Amaranthus tricolor (Joseph's coat) is the source of this 1297-nucleotide messenger RNA. Its product is annotated as tobamovirus multiplication protein 2A-like. Gene Ontology annotation, cellular component: membrane. The transcript has 7 exons. Lineage: Eukaryota; Viridiplantae; Streptophyta; Magnoliopsida; Caryophyllales; Amaranthaceae. The coding region runs from base 27 to 1001 and encodes 324 amino acids. The record is from RefSeq and is a predicted model, not a curated record.
AAAAAAAAAAAAAAAAAAAAAAAACAAUGUCUACCAUCUUUUUUCUUUUUAAAACUUUCUUCACUUUCUUCAAAAGUCUCGAAAAUAACACCUCCUCCUCCUUCUUCUUCUUCUUCUUCUUCUUCUUCUUCUUCUUUCUUUUAUCGCGAUCUCAACCAAUAAUGGGGUGUCAAGGUUUCUGGAAUUGUUUGCUGAAAUUGUUGAAUUUCUUAAUGACGAUUGUGGGAUUGGCAAUGGUGGGAUAUGGAAUUUACUUAUAUGUGAUGUAUAAGCAAGCAUCAUCGCCAGAUAUUGGUCCUCCACCAAUUAUUUCCGAGGAAACAAUGAUUCAGCUUGGUCGUCCUUUGAUCAUGUCCGUAUCUCUGUCGAACAGCUUUUUCGAUAAUCUUCCCAAGGCUUGGUUCAUAUACUUGUUUAUCAGUGUCGGAGCUGUUCUUUUUGUCAUGUCAUGCUUUGGUUGCAUUGGUGCUUCAACUAAAAAUGGAUGCUGUCUCUCUACCUAUGCUGUGUUCAUAAUUUUGUUGAUAUUGUUGGAACUUGGAGCUUCUGCGUUCAUAUUCUUCAACAAAGAUUGGCAAGAUCAAAUUCCUUAUGACAAAACUGGUAACUUUGAUAUGAUCUAUGAUUUCCUAGAGGGGCACUGGUCCAUUGCCAAGUGGGUUCUUCUUGGAAUUGUUAUUUUGGAGGCUGUGUUGUUCUUGAUAACCAUCAUUGUUAGAUCAAUGAGCAGGCCUGCUGAUUAUGACAGUGAUGAGGAGUUCAUUAAUCCCAGGCAGUCUAUUAAGCAGCCUCUUAUUAACAGACCACCACCUGCAACACCUGCGCCCGUUGCUGGUUCCCUUGAUCAGAGGCACAGCAGGAAUGAUGCUUGGAGUGCUCGUAUGAGAGAAAAGUAUGGCCUUGAUACGGCAGAGUUCACUUAUAACCCAGUCGAACCAGGACGAUACCAACAGCCAGCUACACAGCAGUUAGAGGAAAGAGGCCGCUGCACCAUCAUGUAAAUAAACGACCGUUCUCUGUGUUUCUGAACAAGUCCGGAAGAUCAUAGAAAUCAAGAUUGUCAAGAAUGAUGUGAAAAGGUCCUAAUUAUAUCAGAGCAAACUCAGUUUGGCUAGUGUGGUGUGUAAAAAUAUACCUUUUCAGGUCUUGUUUCUUCCAACUCACCUUCGACCCAGUGACUUUAUCUUUCGGUACAGUCCAUUUUGUGUGGACUUUGCACAUAAUUCUUGCAUAUGGUUGAUGUUUAGUCGUACUCUCUGAGCCUUCUGAUCUCAACUAACCAAGACAGUUAUAUAAG